Panicum virgatum (switchgrass) is the source of this 1458-nucleotide messenger RNA. RefSeq names its product metalloendoproteinase 3-MMP-like. The record is from RefSeq and is a predicted model, not a curated record. The transcript has a single exon. NCBI's taxonomy places the organism in Eukaryota, Viridiplantae, Streptophyta, Magnoliopsida, Poales, Poaceae. Gene Ontology annotation, molecular function: zinc ion binding; metalloendopeptidase activity. The coding region runs from base 180 to 1292 and encodes 370 amino acids. Gene Ontology annotation, cellular component: extracellular matrix. Gene Ontology annotation, biological process: extracellular matrix organization; proteolysis; collagen catabolic process.
CUGCGACGUCCCGACUCGAACGGAGGGGUCUCUGUUCCCGCUUCUUAGCCGCCCGGCUCCGCGUACCAGCCGGCCGCGGCUGACCACGCUGCCCGUGGCCGACUUCGGUAGCAACGCCUUAAAGCGUACGCGGCAGCUGCGCGUUCUCUGCUCAUCCCGGCAAGCUUCCUCCGCUUCUUAUGACCUCGGCAAUGGGCGCUCCGCUUGCUUCGCGAGUUGCCGCCGUCGUGGCGGUCAUGGUGUUCGCGGCGGUCUCGCCGGCGUCGGCCUUCCCGACCGACUUGCCGCCUGGGGUGCCACCGUUCCCGAACCCAUGGGCGGCGUUCCAGAACCUCUCCGGUUGCCACAUGGGCGAGGAGCGGCAGGGCCUGGCGGGGCUCAAGGACUACCUCAGCCACUUCGGCUACCUCCCGCAGCCGCCGCCGUCGUCCCCGUUCAGCGACGCGUUCGACCAGGACCUGGAGGCGGCCAUCGAGACGUACCAGCGGAACUUCGGGCUCAACGCCACCGGCUCACUGGACCCGACCACCGUCGCGCAGAUGGUCUCCCCUCGCUGCGGCGUGGCCGACGUGAUCAACGGGACGUCAACCAUGGCGAGGACCUCGUCGGCGGACCCCCACGGCAGGCACCUGUACGCCUACUUCCCCGGCGCGCCGACGUGGCCGCCGUUCCGGCGGGACCUCAAGUACGCGAUCACCGCGACCUCGGCGACGUCCAUCGACCGGUCCACGCUGAGCGACGUGUUCGCGCGCGCCUUCUCCCGGUGGGCCGCGGCCACGAACCUGCGGUUCACGGAGACCGCGUCGGAGUCCGACGCCGACAUCAAGAUCGGGUUCUACGCCGGCUCCCACGGCGACGGCGAGCCGUUCGACGGGCCCCUGGGCACGCUCGCGCACGCCUUCUCCCCCACGGACGGGCGGCUCCACCUGGACGCCGCGGAGGCGUGGGUGGCCGGCAGCGACGCGUCGCGCGCGUCCUCGCCGGGGGCGGUGGACAUGGAGUCCGUGGCGGUGCACGAGAUCGGCCACCUCCUGGGGCUCGGCCACUCGUCGGUGCCGGAUGCCAUCAUGUACCCGACGAUCCGGACGGGGGCGAGGAAGGUGGACCUGGAGGCGGACGACGUGCAGGGGAUACAGAGCCUGUACGGGAGCAACCCCAACUUCAAGGGCGUCACGCCGACGUCGCCGGCGACGAGCAACCGCGAGAUGGACGGCGGCGCCGCCGCGGGGCUCCGUCCGGAUAGCGUUUUCGUUGGAGUAGUUGCGGCAGUUGGCCUGCUCCUAGCGCCGUAGACCUUAGUCCAUGUCAUUUUUGCAGCCGGGGCGCCACGUCCUCUGUUGCGUCGAUUUCUUGCUCGAUUAGUUGAUUCUUGGAUAGUAGAUUCUUGUGUACAUAACUACGAUUAUUACAGAAUAAUAGCAUACCCUAGAGAUUAUAUGUUUCUUUAUAUUUUCUUCA